AUCACAACUGGUUGACGUAGUUAUAUAUCAUUGGAGGUUCCUCUUAAAGGGAAAAAGUUCUAACAACAGCCGAAAGCGUCUCUACUGCACACCAAUCCCAGAGAUUUUCAUUCGUCUUCAUAAUGGCGGCCCUUGCUAAGGUCGUGCACAUUUCCAAAGCAGUAAACAAUGUAUCGAAACUGUUUACAAACUUUACAUUAUCGUCAAAUGUCAUUUCUACGACAGCCUCUGUUACUCGACUAACUACAAGGAUACCGACCUGUGCCAACCAAACCGCUUGUUUUCAUACAACACUAAGGCGAAAUGACAUUAUGGAAUUUUUUGAUGACCCAAAAAACUGGGGCGAGACUAAAGUAAAAGUGGGACGGGCUUGGAAAAAAGACGAAUUGAGACUCAAAAGUAAUGAAGAUUUGCAUAAAUUAUGGUUUGUUUUGCUGAAAGAGCGCAACAUGUUAUUAACAAUGGAACAUGCUGCCAAAGAAGAGCACGAGAUAUUCCCAAACCCUGAACGAAAGGACAAAGUUGAUGAAAGUAUGGAAAAUUUAGAGGAAGUUGUUCGUGAAAGAAAUAGAGCUUACCAUCUCCUCGAAACUGGUCAAGACGGCGAACGGUCAGGAAAGGUGGUCACCAGUCAGCUAGGAUUGAGAUACUACUACCGUUUCUCUGAACACAAAAUUCCAAAAUUCAUGAACUCAGGAUGGCGUGAGAGAUAUAAAUUUGGCUCUCGUGGUCAUGCGGUACGGAAGUUCUUGACUUUGUACAGAGAAAAAUUAUGGCAGACGAAGCGCAAAGCCAUGGUCCGUGAGCGGAAUCAUGUAAUGCAUCUCAUCAAAAGAUUCCCUAACAUGGAUCCGGAGGCUAUCAAAAAGCAUUAUCCUAAUGUUAAUCUCGAGAAACUUGCACAGAAAUCCAAGUCACGAGGACAUUAUGCACCUCGGUAAACAUUGCGCUACGUAGAAAAUUUCUCAAAUAUUUCUGUAAAUGAAAUUUUGAAAAUAAUAAAAAUCAUCUUACAUAAGA
This is a messenger RNA of Athalia rosae (coleseed sawfly), 1020 nucleotides long. It is a transcript of the gene mRpL47, whose product is annotated as 39S ribosomal protein L47, mitochondrial. The record is from RefSeq and is a predicted model, not a curated record. The transcript is spliced from 5 exons. Gene Ontology annotation, biological process: mitochondrial translation. Gene Ontology annotation, cellular component: mitochondrial ribosome; mitochondrial large ribosomal subunit. The coding region runs from base 123 to 941 and encodes 272 amino acids. Gene Ontology annotation, molecular function: structural constituent of ribosome. Lineage: Eukaryota; Metazoa; Arthropoda; Insecta; Hymenoptera; Athaliidae.